Trichoderma asperellum CBS 433.97 is the source of this 1176-nucleotide messenger RNA. RefSeq lists its product as uncharacterized. Lineage: Eukaryota; Fungi; Ascomycota; Sordariomycetes; Hypocreales; Hypocreaceae. Gene Ontology annotation, biological process: proteolysis. Gene Ontology annotation, molecular function: aspartic-type endopeptidase activity. The record is from RefSeq and is a predicted model, not a curated record. Gene Ontology annotation, cellular component: fungal-type vacuole.
AUGGUUUACAGUAUUCGUGCAACUGCCGCUGCUGUAGUGCUGCUUGCAAGAUGCAGCUCUGCAUCAAUUCUUGAAUUUCCAGUUACGUUUCGCAAUACCUAUGCUUGCGUGGAUAUUCUCGUUGGCACGCCACCCCAGAAUCACAUUCUUGUCUUUGACACAGGUAGUGCCACUUCUUGGAUAGCGGACAAAACAUGUGCCAACGGAGGAUGUGACAACUUUAGCGGCUAUCCCUGGAAGGGAUAUGAUGCAAAUAGCUCCGUGACCUCGAAAGACCUGGGUAUCUACGACUCGAUCGAUUAUCUUGGUGGUGGAACGGGCGGAGAGGCUUACAGCGAUAAGUUCUCCAAAGAUGGUUUAACUUGGACGCAGACUUUCAUCUCUGCUAACCAGACCUCGAUGGGUUUUAUAGCAGGAGAGGGAUUCUUGGGGUUGGCUUUCUCAUCAAUUGCUGAGCAAGCCACAAAAACAGUAAUGGAGACUUUGAUGCAGGAUGGCCUCGUAGACAACCCCAGGUUCGGUCUCUAUUACGGUACGGAGUUUAAUGAUACUCAUGGUCACCCUGGCAAGGGUUUACUUACUCUCGGGGGCUCUCAUGAGAGCAAAUACGUGGAUGGCGACAUCACCUGGGUUCCCGGAAAGAAAGACAACGGAGUAUACGAGCUCUGGCGGUCAAACCUGAAGACAUUUUACGGACAGCGCAAGGAUAACAACGGCAAUCCCCAAACCAACGGAUCUCUCCAGUAUGAGCUCGGCGCGGCGAAUGGCGUGUUUGACACUGGAGCUGGACUCAUCUACGUGCCAGAUGACACCAUUGACACCAUUUAUGAUUCUAUCGGAUGGAACUAUACGGCUCUUUUACACGGCGACUAUAUCCCAUCCUGCACCGAUUUCAACUCAACGUGGUCAGUCACGUUCACGUUUGAGAGCGACAAGGGUUCUGAUUUCACUAACAUUACCCUGACUGGUGACCAACUCCGAAUUCCAGGCUUCGCCUACCAACCAGAUGCGUGCAAUCCACCCUUUUCCACCAGCGGCAGCCCCUAUCUGUUCCUCCUCGGCCAACUCUAUUUGCGCAAUUUCUAUUCUAUCUUUGACUUUGGAGGGAAAAAAGCAGAGGACUUUAACGUCCUGAUUGGUUUCGGUAACCUGAAGAAAGAAUGGAGGAUGAUAUAA